CAACAUUUUUAGUAGGCUGGGACGUGUCCAUUUUACCAUUGACGGUGCCGUCGCACCAACGUCCUUAGUUUAGGGGCUUUGCCAUUUUGCACACGUCCUGCGCAUUUAGGAGGCAUCUAAGCAACGUUUAGUGGUCGUUUCCACCAUGUCGCUCAGCAGUCUUCGAGGGCUUGCCCGGAGUGCGCUGCAGGCCAAGAAUGCGCUUCCUGCGAGGGCUGGCGCUGGUAGCCCCGUGAAGCUUGCGCCCCGCCCUGACAAGCCUCUGCCCACUUGGUACGAGCUUUGGUGGGACAAUGGCUACUACCCUGGUCAGCCGGUGGCUGACUUCAUGUUCGGCGCUUGGCCCGGCAACUUGACGGAGAAAUACUACCUGCGCGCCUGGGCUGUCUUUGGCGUGGUGCUUGCGGCGCCCUUCUACUACGCGCUGAACUACAUGGACGAGUUCCGCAUGCCCAUGGUUCCCCAGCAGUACCCCCCUGAGGUGCGGGACGUGCUGUCGGCGCGCCGCAACAGCAUGCUGAAGUACGACUUCAGCCAGGCGGACCACGCGGAGAUGAAGGCGCGCUCUAAGAUCUAUUGGACGCCCAUCUACUAAAACAGCGUGGCGGGUGGGGCUACGCUUGCCCGGAGCAACAAGCAGCAGCGUGCAGCGUCGCUUGCUUGCGCCGCCCUUUCAUGACAUGGACGUAGCCUAGGUGCCAGCAAGUUGACGUCGUUCUGGGGUUUGCAGUAGGGGCAGCCGUGAUGCACAGCAAGAAGCAUUAAGCGGCUGUAAUUACGGAGGUCCACUGCGUUAGGAUUGGUGGUGGCCGUGGAGGUGGAAAGGGGAUGUCACCCCUUGGCGUGCGUAAGGAUGCUUUGGCUUAUUCCGUUAGUGUAUUGCGGUAGGGUCCCGCCGUAUUGGGUGGACAGAUAGAUGCUGCCACUUGUGAGAGCGGUCCUAAAGGAGUUGGGCGUGGACAAGUAUUCCGAUGGUGCGAAGCCAAGGUUUAUAGGCCCCAAGUCGCACGAUAUGGGUCGCUGCAAACAAACUCCUGGACGACAUGCAAAUGAGCGAUGCAUGCGCUUAAGUGAUAUGCGUCUUCUGUCUGGGAUUGCGUCAAUUUCUCUUGGGGUACCGGUAAUUACCGGUCGUUCUCUCGAGGCACGCAGCUUGUAAUCAACACAUCUUCUUACCCUACCAUAUGCAAGGAACAAUUAUAUAGUUUCCAAGACCGUGUACGCUAUAUAGAGUUAACCACUGAAACACAAGACUUUGAAGGUCCAACUUGGCCAUUCAAACUUUAAGGAGCGCUUGAAGCAAAAUAGUCGAAGCGUAGGCUUACAGCUGUUUUUCCCUAUGUAUGGAAUACAGACGUCGCGGUGCCUUCCGUCUUGACGAGCUGUCGAUGCAGCAGCUGAGCAAGUUACGUCCUCAACUUUCUAAGCCAGAUGCGACCCUCCUACCUUUAUGACUAGCAAUAACAGUCCAGCGAGAUGAAGUCUUUUUAGGUUAACUGGAAAUAUGUCCAGCGACGGGCGCAGGCCUUCGCGUCAGCGCAUCGGAGGCCUACCGGUGGGGCCUCAGCCUUCUCGUGGACCUGACACCAACUAUGAUACUGGAGCAUACGGAGCUCCACCUUCGGGUGCACAGCAGCUCCCCUUGGCUCCAGCUCCGCAGACGGUACCAGCAGCUGCACCUUCGGGCCUGUACGGCCUAGCAGCUGACCUCGCAGGCGUCCAGGCUCCCCAACAGGGCGCUGACCCUUCGGCAGGCAUUCCUCAGGCAAGCCGUCCGCCGGCCAGGCUUGGAUCCGCUCGCAGCGGCAACACCACAGCAGUCCCCCUGUUACCGCUGCGACCCACAUCAGCCGCAGCAGCCACAGCAGCUUCCUCCUCCGCGUUCCGUGCAGCGAACCCGUUCACCGCCUCUCAGCCUCAGCCCCAGCUGCCUCCCCAGCGCCAUGGACAGCAUCCGCACCCUCAGCAGCUGCUGCAGCAGCAGCCGUACCAACAGCCACCAACAGCAGCAGCCCCUGGCGGCGGCGAAGUGCCGUACGGACUUGCCGUAGACCUCCUCCACAACAAUGACCCAGCCGCCGCCUUGGGUUUCGCCCCCAUCCCGUCGGCAACAGCAGCAUCCCAAGCACCGCCGCCCUUUCCAGACACUGGAACCGGUCUUCCCAACCGCCGUGGUGAGCGGCUGGCUCGCCGUGCCCUAGCACCCCAGCUAUCCGAUGCAGCGCAAAGCCGACAGGGCCGUCUGGGCCGUUCCGCUCCGCCAGCAGCAGCGGAGCCGCCCCAACAACCCCGCGCUGCUGCUGCUGCUGCUGGUCCUGCUAUUGUGGUGGCGGCAGCUCCCACUCCCAUGCAGCCACCCCCUCUGGACCCCCUAACCGUCAUGGAGCUUGCAACCAGCCAGCCGGGCCUCCCGGAGCCGGAUUACGGUAUCGUGGCUGAGCUCCGAAACCGAACCCCGCCCGACCCAUUUGCCGCGGACUUCGGCAUGGCGGCAGAGGUAGCUAGGAGACGGUCGCGAUCGCCAUCACCCUUGGGUCGCGGAGGCGGCUUGGGAGAGGGUUUGGGCGCGGUAGCCGGUGGUGGUGGUGUUGCAGGUGGUGACGGGUCCUCCAUGCGGCCGCUGAGGGCGAGGCGGCGGCUGGACCCGGUGGGGAUGUCUCCGGGCGGCGGGGAAGGCUUCGGUUUGGACGGCGACAUCGCGGCUCGGCAGCGUCAAACCGCAGCUGACCGUGCGGAGCCCUUUGCGGCCGCCGCUCGCACAGCUGUUGUGGGCAACGGCGGAGGCGAGGGCGAGGGCGGUGCGUUCUUUGGCGGGGGCGGGCUGGGAGACCCCUUCGCGCUGGCGGAUGAGCAGAUCAAGAUCCCCCGGGAGCUGCUGCAACAGCCGCCGUACGAGCCUAGUCAGCAGGAGCUUCCGGGGCCUGCCGUACCCCUCAAGGCGGGUGCAGCCGCACCCCAUGACGCUACCGGCAGCGGUGGCGGCAGCGACGCCGCGAGACCCGAGGCCACUAACAGCAGCGGCGGAGACGGCGCGGUAGCGGCGGAGGCGGAUGCGGACCGUCAGCCGUACGGCAUUGCUUCUGAGCUGGGAGUGGAUCCGCUGACAGGGAUGCGGCAGGAGCUGCUGGGGAGGGACGCCCUAGGUCUGCCGCCCCUGCCGUCCUACGCCAGCCAGCAGGCCGGCCUGCAGGGCCAGCCAGCGGGCCUGCCAGGCCAGCCGGGCGUAGGUCAGGGCCAGGGUCAGGCUCCGGAACCACCGGAGCAGCCGGGACACAAGUACAUGUACGACGAGGAUACCGGCAUGCUCGUCACAACGGCUGGCGGCCAGGGCGACGGCGGCCGAGUGGUACGGCAGUACAUCGAGGAUGAGGUGACGGGCGUCUUCUACCAGCUGCUCAGCAAGCGGAGGAGGCUGUUUGGACUGCUCAGGAGGAAGGAGCCGGCUGUCAUGGAGGAGGAUGACGAGGAGGAGGUGCGCGGCUUCCGCGGACGGCUGCGAAGCACCCUGCUGGGCAUCACAAACUUCUUUAACGUCCUCGGCAUGUUCGCAGAGGGCCUGGUUGCUGGGUUCGCGCUGCUCAACUUCUUCAUGACGUACAUGCUGUACGGCAGCACCUCGCUGCGCGAGUUCCUGCGCUACUACGGUCCCCUCGCGCAGUCCAACAACCGGCUGUACUACUCGUUGCUGGUGCUGGCGGUGAUAUCGUCCACAUGCAGGCUAGCUCGCGACCGGCUGCGCGGCUUCCAGCCCCGCCAUCUGCAGCUAGCGGCGGUGGACUACGGACAGCUGCUGCUGUACGUGGCAGCCUACAUCACCUCGAUCCUAUGCACGCCGCUCGACGACGAGCUGACCUACGAGGCCAAACGCAACCCGCGUUUCUACCAGCUGAGCUUUGCCAGCGGUUUCAAGAGGCGCCUGGCGCUGUGGCACGCGCUCAACAUCCUGAGGACCCUCUUCACGGGGCUGGCCUGGGUGCUGGCUUGCUACCAGACGUCUCCCUACGUGUUUGAUGCGACGUUGCGAGCGGAGUUGAAGGCCCUGCGGCGGCAACAGGAGAUGUUGAUGGGGAGCAGAGGCCCCGGCGCCAGGGGCGCGGCUGGGGCGGCCGCCGGUAGCGGGGCAAAUCAUGGUCGCUCGCCACGCAAGGGGGCAGGCGGCAACACAUGAGGAGCUUUGGGCGCCUUGGCUCGUGAUCCAUCAAUAGUACGGUCGAAGGCUUGCGGUUAUGUGGAAUAAAGGACGGGCUGUAUAGUAAGGGAUCGCUAGAUCGCGCGUGAUUCUAGCUGCUACAUGAUAAGGUGUGCUGUUUGAAGAUCCCGCUGUGCGGGCGAAGGGUGUUGGCGUCAAGGCGGAACGGAUACCGUGUACGGAUGUGGUUUCUGGAUUGUGUAAGGUGUUGCAAGAAGCCCUGCAAACAGGGUGCAACCCCGGGUGCAGAGGCACCGCUCAGAGUACGUUUGUUGGGUGAGAGUGGAGUUGAGACCGGAUUGCAGAAGAGCAGUCAGGACUGGGGAGUUGCUGGAGCGUUAGAAUUCUGGUACAUGCCACCACGAGACAAGAGAUAGGACGGUUUGACGGGUACUGCUGUGCCAGAGCACGUGACGGGCGGCGGCUUCCUAUAUCCGGAUGCUUAUGUUGGGACCUAACGUUGUUGUGAGGAAUGUGCAGUCCCCUAUGAUUGGGAUACAGGGCAAGGCUUAGCAGCGCAAAAGCGCGAUGCCUUGUCGAUAGCUAGCAAGCUAUCCAAGCUAACCAAGCAACUGGGAGUUUGGUACCGCCCAUAGGACAUUGUGACCAAGUGCUGGUGCUUUUGUCGUGGCACGCGUAAAGGUGUAUGACGCAUAUCCAACGUCUUGCAGUCGGCUUACGACCAUCGCAAAGUGUACGGCCCCUUUUUUUUGCGCAGCUAGGCCCUAGGCGAAAGGUUUGUGGCGUUACUUCCUGCUGAUCGCGUGCUGCACUACACAUCAUUCUUGCUGAUUAUGUAUACUUGACAGUUGCGCGCGUUAUUCAGUUGGACUCUCUGUACCGGUAGUGCAAGGUCAGCAACUUUCGGAGUGUACAAACAUAACUUUAGGCGCCGACUGUAACGUACGAUCCCCACGACAGGGCGAUACUCAAGGCGCCGGUGGCGGGCGAACAGUAAUCCCUUAGGGACUGUUACCCGAUUUUUCAUUUUGCCUGCCCACAAUGGCGGUCGUUAGACCGGGAGUGGCUGUCAGCGGGCCUACUGUAGAGAAGGUUGCCUGCGCCACACCAGGAGACACUAGCAAAGACUCUAAGUCCAAGGUGAAAGCCACCAAGGCAGUUCCUUCUUCGCCGUCUCUGGACUUUAGCGUUUCACCCCAGGCUGUUAAGAAUGACUCGAUGCCUUCGCCUUCAGCACCGACUACGCCUCCACAGUUGCCGGGGGGCGCAUCCUGCCCAGAUGCCAAAAGCUUCGGGACUGUUGAUGUAAAUUCAGUUGCUUCAUCGAGGAGCUCUGUGAUAUCGGAUGAUGAGCAGGCACCUUAUGAUGCCGGAGCACCGGGUGCUGGGGCGCCAGCUGCCGGAGCACCUGCCGGUGGUGCGCCCGCAGAUGGACACAACGGCCAAAUUGCUGGCGCGGCCGGGGCCGGAGAGGGUGGCGUGGGUGUUGCCAUGGGUGGCGCGGGAUUGUUGGGCAACGGCGGUGGCCCUGUCGUAGCCAACGGCGACGGCGGCGCCAACCCUCCUGGCGGUGGCGGUGGCGGCUUCUUUGCCGGUGCUGCCGGAUUCGGUGACGACGAUGAUGAGGACAUUGACAACUUCAUGGCGGUCGCUCACCAGCUGUUCCUCAAUGCCCAGCCUCCCGUCCCCGAAUGCAUGAGCGCGGAGGAGGCAGCGGCCAUCGCAGCGCAGACCAUCAACGGCGAUGCCGCCCCUGCAGGACCUGCGGACGGUGGUCUGGACGAUGAGGAGGAGGAAGACUAUGAUGAUGAGGAGGACGAGGAGGACUAUGACGAGGGAGAGGAGGAGGAGGAGGCCCCAGCGCCCGCGCCUGCGGCCGCUAUCCCCGCUCCGGCUGCUGCUCCGGCUGCUGCUGCUGCUGCCGCUGCCCCUGCUGCUGCCGCUGCGCCGUCGCCUGCUCCGGCUGCUGCCGCCGCUCAGCCGGUUGAGAUCAACCUGACCACCAGCGAGGCUGCCCCCGCACCGACCGCAGCACCUGCCGCUGCACCUGCCCCCGCGCCGGCUGCUCCCGCAGCGAGCGCCCCCUCCGGCAAGGCUGCUGGCAAGAAGGCUGCUGCCGCCAAGGCCGCCCCUGCCACCAACGGUGCUGCUGCCGCAGCGGCUGGCGGUGCAGGCACCAGCGCUGCUGCCGCUCCUGCCGCCGCCGCCGCCGCUAGCAAGGAGGCUGCUGCGGCCCCCGCUGCCGAGGAAAAGCCUGCUCCUAAGGCUGCUGCCUCAGCGGCUGCCAUCACAGCUGCUAUUGACAUAGCAGCCGCUGCGGAGCUGGAGCGCGCACGUAAGGCCCAGGAGCUUCAAAACGAGCUGAUUGCGCAGGAGGAGGCGGAGAAGGCGCGGAAGGAGAAGGCCAAGAAGAAGGCGGAGAAGAAGAAGGAAAAGAAGGCGGCGAAAAAGGCGGGUGAGGAGGAGGAAGCGGAGAAGGCGGCGGCGGCGGAUGGCGCGGGACCGUCCACAUCAGCAGCUGCCGCGCCCGCGGCUGAGGAGGCUGCUCCGGCUGCAGCAGCGGCUGCUGCUCCGGAACCCCUGAAGGCUAAGGCGGCGGAGCCGGAGCCUGAGAAGCCCAAGGGGUCCCCCAAGUCGGCGGCGACGACGACGGCAGUGGCACCCGCGCCUGCACCCGCAGCAGCCAAGGCGGCACCCGCUGCACCUGUGGAGCAGCCUGCGCCUGCACCUGCACCCGCAGCACCAGCGGCCGAGGAGGGCAAGAAGAAGAAGAAGAAGGGCAAGGAGGCCCAGCCCGCUGCGGCAGCCGCUGCUCCAACCUCCUCCUCCUCCGCAGGGGCUGGACCCAGCAGCUCCACCCCGGCCGCCUCCGCCGCCGCUGCUGCUGCUCCCGCUCCAAAGCAGCAGCCCAAGGAGAAGGACGUUCGCGCUGCUCCCGCUGCCCCAGCGGUUCCCGCUGCUCCUGCUCCUGCAGCUCCGGCGGCGGUCCCUGCCGCUGCCGCAGCCAUCGCCGCUCCAGGUCCGCGGCACGUCAUCAAUCCGGCCCUGGCCAUGAUUAACCCCGCUCUGGCGGCUAUGGCAGGCCGCGUGGCGCCUGUUGCGCCCAACGCCGCCUUCACGCCGGUGGUGCGGCCCCUGGUAGCCCCCGCCGGCACCGUGGUGCGGCCCUUUGCUGGCGUGCCCAUCCACCCCGCACCCGUGCGGGCGCCCGGCACGGAGGGCGUGGCUGCGGCGGUGCCGAUAGUGCCGCUGCGCCGCAGGCUGCCGGCGUCGCGCCGGCGCCUGUGUACCGUCCCGGGUUCGGCCAGGCCUUCCAGCCGCGUUUCGUGCAGCCCGCAGCGGCGCAGGGCGCGCCCGCUGCCGGUGCUGGCGUGGCCGCGCCGUUC
Messenger RNA from Astrephomene gubernaculifera, 7536 nucleotides. Lineage: Eukaryota; Viridiplantae; Chlorophyta; Chlorophyceae; Chlamydomonadales; Astrephomenaceae. The record is from the annotation of a GenBank genome assembly.